This is a messenger RNA of Sorghum bicolor (sorghum), 1112 nucleotides long. Its product is annotated as xyloglucan endotransglucosylase/hydrolase protein 19. Gene Ontology annotation, molecular function: hydrolase activity, hydrolyzing O-glycosyl compounds; xyloglucan:xyloglucosyl transferase activity. Bases 84 to 965 code for a protein of 293 amino acids. NCBI's taxonomy places the organism in Eukaryota, Viridiplantae, Streptophyta, Magnoliopsida, Poales, Poaceae. The record is from RefSeq and is a predicted model, not a curated record. The transcript has 3 exons. Gene Ontology annotation, cellular component: cell wall; apoplast. Gene Ontology annotation, biological process: cell wall biogenesis; xyloglucan metabolic process.
CGAUCCAUCACAACAGCAACAACACAGCCAGCAGACACAGGAUACUUGUUGCAGAGUCAAUUAGCUAGGUGUAGCCAAUAGCCAUGGCACUGUCAUCGUCUUCUUGUAAGCAUCGCAUGGUUGUGAUGGCGUUCAUUACCUUAGCAAUGGCAUAUAGUACAGCAGUAGUGGCACUGCUGUAUGAUGACAUCGAAAUCUCCUGGGGCCAGGACUGCUACUUCUACAUGGACGGCGACACCGACACCGACACGCUCGCGCUCGGCCUCGACCACACCAGCGGCUCGGGAUUCAGCUCCAAGGAUGCUUAUCUUUAUGGCCGCUUCGACAUGGACAUCAAGCUCGUGUCCAACAACUCUGCUGGCACGGUCGCCACAUUCUACCUGACGCCCGACGACGUGCCGUGGGAGUACCACGACGAGGUGGACAUGGAGUUCCUGGGCAAUGCCACCGGCGAGCCCUACACGCUGCACACCAACGUCUACCUCAAUGGCGUCGGCAGCCGCGAGCAGCAGUUCCACCUCUGGUUCGACCCCGCCGAAGACUUCCACACCUACUCCAUCGAAUGGAACCCCAAAUACAUCAUAUUCCUGGUCGACGGCACGCCAAUCCGCGUCUACAAGAACGAUCGGGCGCGCGGCGUGCCGUUCCCGACAUGGCAGCGCAUGCGUGUGCAGGGGAGCCUGUGGAACGCCGACGAGUGGGCGACGCAGGGCGGGCGCGUCAAGACGGACUGGACGCAGGCGCCCUUCUACGCCUACUACCGGAACUUCCGGGUGACGCCGUGCGUUCCAUCGCCCGGCGUGGCGUGGUGCGGCGACGAGCCGGCACAGUCCACGUGGUUCGACCGGCGGCUAGAUUCGGCGGCGCUGCGCAAGGUGCAGGAGGAGAAUAUGGUCUACGACUACUGCGAGGAUCAGAAGCGGUUCAAGGACAAGGGGCUCCCCGUGGAAUGUACCAAGGCCUAGGUUUACAGUGUGUUGGUGUGUGUAAAUUACUCCUAUUAAUUAAACUGUUCUUAGAAUUGUUUUAAUCCACGAUCCAUAAUUUUUUUAUUCAUUGGAUCAUCAAUUAUACCAUUAACAUUUUAGCUUUUUUACUCGCCAUUUUAAGAU